Molecule: messenger RNA, 1550 nt
Organism: Phyllostomus discolor (pale spear-nosed bat)
Lineage: Eukaryota; Metazoa; Chordata; Mammalia; Chiroptera; Phyllostomidae
Gene: LY6G5B
Product: lymphocyte antigen 6 family member G5B
Exons: 3
Coding region: 645-1310 (221 amino acids)
Cellular component (GO): external side of plasma membrane
Source: RefSeq, a predicted model, not a curated record
CAGAGCAGAAUUCCUAGGGUUAGGUAUGGGGGUGUGCAAAGUCCCAAGGGAAAAACCCAGAGAAAAGUCAAAUUUCAAAGCCUGGAGAAAUACUUGUUUUUGGAGGGCCUACCUAUGGCUGUCUGUUUAUAUGUACGGUACAUAACACUAUCGGUUUUGGUUUUACUGGGAAAGGGGUUCAAAAAUAACUUAAGGGGUGGGGAGAAAAGGGGCAGACCCAGAAUUGCUGCUGGAUGAGGCCUGUGUGCCCCCUGCUGGGGACAUGGAGACACAUUUCAGAAGGAUGGGGACGCUGAGCUCCUGGCUAGAGUUCUAGCACAAUAGGGACUGGCCCUCUUGUGUAGGAAGGACAGCAGUUGGUGCCAGAGACAGAAGCUAAUUCAUAGACUCUUAAGGGACGGAAGUAGAUCUUUGGGAAGCACACUGAGCAAAGGCCCAGGUAUUUACCCCUGUCUUGGCUACCUUGACACAUUCUCCCACAUUCAGGAACCAGACCUCGUGGGUGAGAACACACUGUACCUCCUGCCAAGUUAAUAACUUCCUCACCCAGCCUGGAUCCUGCCUCAGGCAGGAAUAUAGCUCUGAACCUACGGCGGCUCCUGCUACGACUGUCAAAAUCAGCCUGCAGCUCAGGAUCAAGGAGCAUGGUCAUGGGAAAGUGGGAUUUCAGGGCAGCCCUCAGGGACUGCCACUCUCCUCAGAAUUCCAUAAUGAAAGCCCAUGUGGUUGUAGGCAUGCUCGUCAUGGUGGGCUUCACAGUGGGAAAGGCUCCUGUUCCUGAAGUCCGGACCUGCCACCUCUGUCUCUUAGAAGACCCUUCUGUAGGUUGCAUUUCAGGCUCGGAGAAGUGCACCAUCAGUAGCACAUCCCCAUGUAUGGUGAUCUCGAUCUAUUAUGAAACCAAGAUUCGCUUUUUCAUCCGAGGCUGUGGACAGUACAGUUCUUACCAAUGCCAAGAAAAACGCAACACCUACUUGUCAGAGUACUGGUACCACGCCCAGUGCUGUCAGUAUGAUUACUGCAACUCCUGGUCCAGCCCUCAGCUCCAGAGCCCACAGCCUAAGCCCCUCAAUAAGGCCCUGGGCCUGCCUCUGCUCAAGUCCCAGGUCCAGCGGUUCUACCAGGCCCUGAACCUCUCACUGCCCCUCCCCAGCUUCCAUGCUGGGAAGGAACCUGAAGGCCUGGCUGAAGGCCUGAACCCCCUGGCUUCCCUGCCCUUGAACCUGGGCUUGUCCAUUGCUAACUUGCGCAACAUAUACUUAUUCCUCAACAAUUCAGGACUUCUGGUUCUUCCCCGGGCUGGACCCUGAGCCCUUACCCUUCCCAGAUUGCAGUCUGUUCCAGCAUCUCUCCCAGUACUAGCACUCCACUCUGCCCUCUCAGAACACCCACAUUCUUUGGUCUGUACUUACUCAGAUCUUCUCUUCCUUUGUAUUGGGUUGGCCAAAAAGCUGGUUUAGUCUUCUUCUGUACAAUGGCCCUAGUAGUGUUUAGUUGUCUUUAACUUCAUUCAAAACAAUUUUGUUAGAUUAUGUUGUGACAGCUAUCAU